CAUUAAAAAUAUAAGCACUUCCUCCACUGCAGCUGCUGGGACCAGAUGAAAUCCACUCGGGCAGCGUUCAACAUCAACUCCGAUCCUACAAAUCUUCGGCGCUGUAAUCUCUAGAGCAACACUAAAAGACGGAAAUGAGUGUUCAGCGGGGAAAGAGGCGAUAAAGCCACAGAUGGGCUGGGGUAUGAGAGGGGCGCGGCGGAUUCGCAGGAAAUUCGGAAUGGCCUGGAUUGAUUGGAUCUCCAUGAUUAUUUCCAGGGAUCGGGAUCACUACAGACGGGGUGUCAGAGUUGAUAACUUGGAAAGGAGUAAUGGUGAAGCUUUCUCAGCGCGAUUUUCCUGCAGUCGACUCUCUCACCCACACAUACACUCACAUGCGAUCUUGGAUCUUCAUCUGUCUCCUCUCUCCUGCGGGAACAGGAAGAAAUAAAGCCCUGGAGGGCAGGAGCUCCUGAGAUGACGAUCCAUCAUGGCACGCUCCUCUGUUUGGGCGUCUUGCUGAUGACCUCCGGGGGAAUCAUGGUCUUUAGCUAUGGCAUGAACCACACAACAGUCCCACUGGUUGUACUUGGGAUAUUUCUGGGUAUGGGGGGUCUGAGCCUGGUGGUGGCAGGAGUUUGCAUGGCUAAGAAGAAUUUCCAAGUAGGAGUGCCAGGACAUUUUCUCCUGCACCCCCCUACAGGCACACGCUUCAGUCCACAGCAGGCCCUGGCCAUACAAAGGAGGUUGGACCGAAUCCGUCGGGAGAUUUCAGCCGACGCCGUCAGUACAUCACCGGAGCCCGAACCCUCCCUACCCUCCACCCCGCCUCCCUGGACUAUGGAGCCGCCUCCUUCAUAUGACACAGUGAUGAAGAGCCAGGAGCACAGCGAGCAGAUAAACCAUGGGCACAGUGAACAGCUGAACGAUGAGCACAACGAUGAGCACAAUGAGGAGCAACAUUUUGAACACACUGAAUAUAUAAAUGAAGAGUACAGCAGGCAAGUUUGAAUUCUGUUGGACAUCCUAAACUCCCUUCAGUGCCUACUGUUCUUCAAAGCGAGAGCUCAGACUAAACCUUCAGUGCUAUGGAUGAACUCACAGCUGCAAACCAUCUCUGUGCCUUGAAACUGUUCCGAUCAAGAUUCAGUUUUGCUCAGGCUUCCUGUGUAAGGUUAGACCAUAAGGACCAGAGGAGUGCAGUGGACAUUAUUGAGUCCAACGACCUAAAGGCUGUUAGAAAAUGCUAAUUUUAGGUAUAUAUAUUAACUUUUCUUCCUUUAUAAGCCACUGUUUAACUACAAGAAAUAAAUAAGUUCAAUUUUAUUUAUCUUGAACAGACCUACUGCUAAAACAUAUAUUGCUUUUGAUUAACUAGUGGCGCAACUCAUAUUCAGUUUCAUAUUUUCUCCACGUCAUUUAAUUAAUGCAGUUAUUCAUUUUUUUAUUUUUUAUUUUUUUUAUUUCCCUUACUUGCUUCAUUCUGGCCUGGAAUCCAGCAGUUCUCAAAAGCGUCCUCUCCCCUGUCGAAAUAUCAGGAUUCUAAGAUGUAAAGACAUGAGACCAUGAUAAGUAUUUCCAGCCACAUAUAAUGUGACAUACAGUAUAUCUUGUAUAUUUUAAACAAAAACAAAUCUUUAGAAGGGGGAAACAUAAAAAGUUGCAAUAACCUUAAACAGGUUCUGUGUUGAAAACAAAAACCUGGCCCGUUUUAAAAGGGAUGUGAACAGCGAGUGGGUCAUAAGUGGGUUGCAUCUUGGAUGGAUUGUCAGUACAUUAGAAGACCAGCUGCCACAAACUCCGUCUUUGGUUAUCCAUUAACCUGACAGUCAUGGUUUUGGACUGUGAGGGUGAGGAAACACAUGCAAAUGCCAUACAGAAAAGCCUGGACAGUAGAUCUUCUUCCAUGGGGAGGCUGUGCAACCUCCCAGCUUAUGUAGUAUUCAAAAAAGAAAACAAAAUUUAUAAACCUUUGGUGUUUUUUACAUAUGCAUUUUAAUAAAUAAUUAACUUGUAUUAAA
This is a messenger RNA of Girardinichthys multiradiatus, 2000 nucleotides long. RefSeq lists its product as uncharacterized. Bases 457 to 990 code for a protein of 177 amino acids. The transcript has 3 exons. The record is from RefSeq and is a predicted model, not a curated record. Lineage: Eukaryota; Metazoa; Chordata; Actinopteri; Cyprinodontiformes; Goodeidae.